CCGGCGCAGUCGUUCCACGUUGCUGGCAUACUCCGGCCCGAUCUCGCCGCCACGUCCUCGGACACGUGCGCGCGCCCCAGCUCUCCUUCCCAUUCCAAGUCCGUUGUCGGUCAAGUUGCGUGGCUGGUUCUGCCCUCUUCGUAUUCGUCUCCUGGAUUCUGAACUUUCACACAAUGGCACGGACGCUCCCUUCUCUUCUCGGUUUUGCCAGCAUGCUGCUUCUUCUGCUUCCGACAGUCAGCGCGACUGCGUUCACCACGACUAUCAGCGCCAAUGAGCGACUCUGCUUCUAUGCAGACGUGGACAAGCCUAAGGAGAAGAUUGGCUUCUACUUUGCUGUGCAAGCUGGUGGAUCCUUUGACAUCAACUACGAGGUUACGAACCCGGCUGGAAAGGUUCUUCUGAGUGGCAAGGGCGAGCGCCAGGGUGACUACGUGCUAACCGCGAAUACUGUCGGCGAAUACUCCUUCUGCUUCGAGAAUGACAUGAGCACACUCACCGAGAAGCUCAUCGAUUUCGACAUCAUGGUGGAAAGCGAGCCUCGGAAAGAGGCCCCCGCAAAGCCCGGACAAAUCAGCGAGCACAGCAGCCCACUUGAGGAGAGCAUCUUCCGGCUGAACGGCAUGCUAAUGAACAUCAAGCGGACACAGAAGCACUUCCACACCCGCGAACGCAGAGGUUUCUCCAUCGUCGAGUCCACGCAAAACAAGCUCUUCUGGUACGCCGUCUUCGAGAGCUUGGGCAUCGUCGCAAUGGCUAUCUUCCAGGUGUACGUCCUUCAGACGUUCUUCACCAAGACAGGGAGGAAGUACAACGUAUAAUGCCGAUGUACACCUUCCACGUCGGACCCUCAUCAUGCCCAUCACGAAUGUGCAUGUACUUACUCGGAGAGCGUAUUUAUUGGCAUGUUCAAAUCGAGCUGAUUUUCCGCGA
Messenger RNA from Schizophyllum commune H4-8, 933 nucleotides. RefSeq lists its product as uncharacterized. The record is from RefSeq and is a predicted model, not a curated record. Bases 174 to 821 code for a protein of 215 amino acids. Lineage: Eukaryota; Fungi; Basidiomycota; Agaricomycetes; Agaricales; Schizophyllaceae. Gene Ontology annotation, cellular component: endoplasmic reticulum-Golgi intermediate compartment; COPII-coated ER to Golgi transport vesicle; Golgi apparatus. Gene Ontology annotation, biological process: endoplasmic reticulum to Golgi vesicle-mediated transport; protein retention in ER lumen; Golgi organization. The transcript has 7 exons.